AUGGUGGCCAGCGAAGAGGAACAGCGAGCGAGUGCCCGGGCAGCAGAGCGAGUUAGAUGCCUUCUUAUCUCCCACUCCACCCAAGGGUGGGAGGUGAGCUCUGCAGAGGCGCUUCUGAACUCUGUGUCUGCGCUGACCAAGGACAACAACUGGAAACACUACUUCUCAGAAUUAUUUGAGUCCAGCAAUGGUGACGAAGAGGAGAUGUUAGUAUGUGAAGAAGAUUUAGAGUAUAAUCCUUUUGAUGGCUUACCAUACUCAUCUCAUUAUUACAAACUUUUGAAAGAAAGAGAGGAACUUCCAUUUUGGAAAGAAUAUGCUUCUAUGGAGAGUCUUCUUCGUAAUCAAACUGUGAUUGUUUCAGGAGAUGCUAAGAGUGGCAAAAGUUCCCAAGGGGGUUUGUUAAAGAAAAGGGGUGAAAUCCUGAACCUAUUGAAGUCACAGAGAGCUUUUCCAUUGACUUCAAAGGGACCAGGGUUUAAUCUGAACAUUUUAGAAGUGUCCACCGUUCUUCUGAGCUGCUAUGGAGUCAUCUUAGAUGAAGCUCAUGAAAGAACUGUUGCAACUGAUGUAUUACUUGGAGUUCUUAAAGAUGUUUUCAUAUCAAGACCAGGGCUGAAGCUGCUAAUAGUUAUAUCUCUUCACAUGUCCAGCAAAUGUCAGACUUAUUAUGGUAGCACACCUCUCAUAAGAGUGGAAAACAAACACUGUGCAGAAGUUGUGUACAUCUGCAGCAUUCAGAAAGACCAUUUCCUUUCUGCUUUAAGAUUGCUCUUUGAGAUACAUCAUACAAAAGAGAGGGACAAUAUUGUGCUCUUUCCAGCAUGUGAACAAGUAAGUGAUUGAUCCUACCAGAUUAUCUGACAUGAGGGAUCUAAUUUAAAUUCUGAUCUUGGAGAAUUAGUCCCUCUAGAUCCCAGCCACAAAGAUAUAAUUCAAGCCAAAUGAAGAAAAAAACACUGCAAAAAUUACAGAAGAAAAGUGCUAUUAACCAUGAGCUCUGGAGAGUUUUUCGUCUGGAUUCAUACUGUAACCUUUGCAAUUGAUAUUAGUUUAGAGAGAGUAAAUAUAUGCAGUCCUAGAAUCAGGCUGCAUUAUAAGAGAGUCUGCUCUAUCAAUAAAAGCCAAGAAGAUAUGUGCAAGCAAAUUCUGGGCAAGUCUUCAUCAGGCAAACUCUUCUGCCUCUACCCUGGAUAAUUUACAUACAAGGAAAUUAAACCAGGCCUGUCAGCCAGAAUACAGGACUCAAAUCUAACUAGCAUAGUUCUUUUUCUGAAGAGGAUGGAUUUAGCAGGCUUAGGCCACUGUGAUCAUGUAGCGUGACCUACUCCUGAAAAUCUGAUGCAGGGUUUAGAAGAUCUUGAUUAUCUGGCACAGGAUAAUGAUGGAAACCUUUUUGAAUUUGGAAUAAUUAGGUCAGAGUUUCCUCAGGAUCCACAGCUGUCAAAGUCCAUUUUAGCUUCAUGUGAAUUUGACUGAAUGCUCACCAUUGCUGCUAUGGUAACAGGAAUUCCUAAAUAAUGUUUUAGUCACCUAAAUCCAUUCCCUGGAACAAAGGAGGAUACUCUUACCUGCUGGCAAAAAAUCUUCCACCCCAGAGGAGAUCACUAUACUCUGAUCAAUGUCUACAAGGCCUACAAAGAUACCAGCACAAACUCCACAAGCCAAUAUUUGUGGAACUGGCACCUCAAUAAUAUUUUAGCAAUCUGCCUCCUAGAGAAAGCAAGGAGAUUCUGCAGGAAGUAA
Molecule: messenger RNA, 1746 nt
Organism: Mauremys reevesii (Reeves's turtle)
Lineage: Eukaryota; Metazoa; Chordata; Testudines; Geoemydidae
Gene: DHX32
Product: DEAH-box helicase 32 (putative)
Cellular component (GO): intracellular anatomical structure; spliceosomal complex
Molecular function (GO): RNA binding
Source: RefSeq, a predicted model, not a curated record